AUGUUUUCACAGUGUUCCAUUCCGGAAGUGAAGGAAGAGACUGUCGGACAGGCGCUCCAGGAACGGAGGGCUAAGAUCCCUCAGUUUCAGGAUCUGGGCCCUCCGGACCUGAUCAGCAUGGUCAAAUAUAUACCAUCUUCGACGAACCAGGCCAGCAAUAGCCACGCGCUCGACUCCGGCCGAGAGGCAGCCCCAGAUAAGGAUAAAGGGGCCGACGAGUCGUCAUCAUUUGUGAAUGGGUUGCAUUCUGGUGAAAAGUUGAAGGGCGAGACGGGUACCUUCUUUUACUCUUUGGGAGUGGAUUCUUCUGAUCCUACAUCAAUUGCGAUCUUUCUCAAGGGGAUUGCUGAUACGAUUUCUGAAGAGCCGCAGGCGUGGUUCGGUAAAACCAGGAACUUCCAUGUGGCGCGUAUCUCGUUUUCCAGUUGGAACACUUUCAGAAAAUGCGACGUCAACAUUGUCGUGCAUAUUCCAGGUACAGUGCAAACGUUCAUACUUGACUCUCAGGGCGAGCAAUUACAUAUAGCGCCGGAAAGCGAUUACGAGCAGGAUCUGCUAUGGGCAGAAACGUUCUUCAGCGGCGUGGUGAGAUCCAUGAUGCUCAUGAAGGACAAUGCCGAGGAGGGAGAGGUGCAAAACGUUGUUGAGACCCUGAUUAUAAAUCCGCUAACCUCUGGUCAGCUGGACAGUGUGGCAGAUAUGUUCAUCCAGUUGUUUCCUUUGGUCUACCCUAGGGGCGCUGAGCUUGGCGGGCCCUGCUACGUUACGACUAUCACGCGCACGAAUAACUACUUGGUGGAAACCUUGAUCGAAGUGGUGAGAUUAACGCGUAGCGUCGAAGCGUGUCGUCCAGUCCUGGAGAAUUUAAUGAAGAAAUAUCCGGAAUCCGUGGUUGUGCUGGCUCGGGUGCUGCUCACUAACGAUCUUGAAGUCGAUGCUAUCGAGCUGAUAAACUCCGCGCUAUUGCAGUUGGAAGAUAACGACCGUCAAACUGCUGAUCCAGAUUACAAGGCAGAGCUUCUCUGCGUUCAGGCAGACUUUCUUCUCAGGGUCAAACAGGACUAUAAGCUGGCAAGAAAGAUUGCCCAGAAUGCUGUAAACUGCUCGCCCAGCGAGUUCAGGCCGUGGUAUCUUCUGGCUGAGUCGUAUAUUAAACUGAAGGAUAUCGAGAAUGCCCUUUUAACAUUGAACGCCUGUCCAAUGACACCCUUGAAGGAAAAAUAUGCCCUCAAGAGGGUAGUACCAAUUUCAGACAAUUCUUUGCAUCUCCCCUUACCGGUUGAUGCCGUUUAUGACGAAGUCAGCUCACUGGAUCCGCAAAGCAUUCAGAAAGAACAUAAGAACGCAGACCCGGCGUUGGCAAACCUAGCCGCCUCCAAUCUGAAGUCCAUAUUCCAACUGACCUACAGUUUGCUUACCGAGAUAGUGCAGAUCACAGGUUGGGAGAAUCUGCUAAAAUACAGAUCGAAAAUCUUUGUGAUGGAAGAGGAGUAUCAGGUUUCUUCAACUGAAGAGGUCGACAGAACCGAUGAACCCGCCAACGAUUUGCCAGCUCCAUCACAGGAGAACGGCAAACAAAACAGCUCUGUCUCUUCAAAGAGAUCACUGCGGUCGAAAAGACUAUGUGAAAGGUGGCUUGACAAUCUCUUCAUGCUACUUUAUGAAGACCUAAAGACAUACACCUUAUGGCAGACAGAACAAUUGUAUUUCGAAGCACAAUAUUCCAAAUAUAACAAACUGACAUUCGAAUGGGAGCUGUUUGGUCUCUGUGCGCGCCGGCUCGGCCACUUGCCGGAAGCGGCAAGGGCCUUCCAGAAGGGCCUCUCACAAAGAUUUUCCGCAGAGUGCGCUCGAAGGCUUCUCGAGUACUGCGUCAAGGAACGCCAGCGUGUCAGAAUACAGUCCAGCUCACCAAACUCCGAGAUGACCUCCUCCGCCGUCAUGGCACGCAUGAACGAGCUUGAUAGCACCAUCAUCGAUCUAGUCGUCAAGGUAUGCUGCUGGAACCACCGUUGGUACAUAGAGUUCUCCAUCAUUCUACUCGACGCUUUAAGUGAAGCAGUACAGGACAUGGGCAUGACCAAGAUCUCAAAUGAAAUCUCGUCCAGAUUCUCCGAGUCCGUCUUCCGAUUGGUCCAAGACAAUUUGCUCGACUUCUUCUCCAAGUACACAAACAGCUACUACGAUAACUAA
Messenger RNA from Torulaspora globosa, 2193 nucleotides. RefSeq names its product ChAPs family protein. Gene Ontology annotation, molecular function: protein binding. The record is from RefSeq and is a predicted model, not a curated record. The coding region runs from base 1 to 2193 and encodes 730 amino acids. The transcript has a single exon. Gene Ontology annotation, biological process: Golgi to plasma membrane transport. Gene Ontology annotation, cellular component: exomer complex. NCBI's taxonomy places the organism in Eukaryota, Fungi, Ascomycota, Saccharomycetes, Saccharomycetales, Saccharomycetaceae.